UCNCUCGGAGAUCGAUCUCAAGAGCUCCGAGUUGUGAAAGGGCUUGCAGCAUAUAAUCUUAGAGAGUUUCGAGAUGGCCUUCGGGGUGUCGGAUGAGCUGCUGGGCACUUUCGUGCCGAUUGCCGUCUACUGGAUGUAUUCAGGGAUGUAUGCGUUGCUGGACGGUCUGGAGGAGUAUCGGUUGCAUCCGAAGGGCGAAGAGAGUGUGAAGAACAUUGUCUCCAAGACGACAGUUGUCAAGGGUGUUCUUGUUCAGCAGGCGUUUCAAAUCGCCGUUUCCCUUCUUUUGUUCGCUUUCAUCGGCGACGACACCGCGACCGUCCGGACUCAGCCUUCGUCGCUCGUCGUGGUGAUACAGUUUGUUGUUGCAAUGUUCGUGAUGGACACGUGGCAGUACUUCAUGCACAGAUAUAUGCACAUAAACAAAUUCCUAUACAAGCACAUCCAUUCGAAGCACCACACUCUCGUAGUGCCCUACGCCUUUGGAGCCCUUUACAAUCACCCGCUCGAGGGGCUCAUUUUAGAUACAAUCGGCGGUGCUCUUUCUUUCCUCAUCUCCGGAAUGACUCCUCGGACCGCCAUCUUCUUCUUCUCGUUCGCUACAAUCAAGACCGUGGAUGAUCACUGCGGGCUGUGGCUUCCCGGAAAUGUUCUGCAUGUUCUUUUCCAAAAUAAUAGCGCUUACCAUGACAUUCACCACCAACUCUAUGGCAACAAGUACAACUUCUCGCAGCCGUUCUUCGUUAUGUGGGACAAGAUUCUUGGCACGCACAUGCCGUAUUCGCUCGAGAAUAGAAAGGAAGGGGGGCUCGAGGCGCGGCCAAUCAAGAUGAAGGAUUGACUGUGCCUAUCUUCUUCCAUUUCUUAACUACAGGUUAUAGGAAUGUCUUUUCUGAAGUUUCUGAAAUUAGUAUCAGAAUAAUGCAAGAAUCAGUACUUAUGUGACCUUGUACAAAAAUUCAAAGUUCUGAAUAAUGAAUGUAUAUCAGGAAACUAUUCAGUUUGCUGUGUGUAAGAUGUUCAUGUCCCUAAAUCUUGUAAGAAUUUUGCGGUAUUUAUAUGCUGUCGAGAAUGUGAGGAUCACCAUGUCUAUCUCCAAAAUGGUUGCAAAAGAAACAUAUAAUGUGCAACAAA
Messenger RNA from Ananas comosus (pineapple), 1134 nucleotides. RefSeq names its product sphinganine C4-monooxygenase 1-like. The transcript is spliced from 3 exons. NCBI's taxonomy places the organism in Eukaryota, Viridiplantae, Streptophyta, Magnoliopsida, Poales, Bromeliaceae. The record is from RefSeq and is a predicted model, not a curated record. Bases 74 to 841 code for a protein of 255 amino acids. Gene Ontology annotation, biological process: lipid biosynthetic process. Gene Ontology annotation, molecular function: iron ion binding; oxidoreductase activity.